Molecule: messenger RNA, 3582 nt
Organism: Psilocybe cubensis
Lineage: Eukaryota; Fungi; Basidiomycota; Agaricomycetes; Agaricales; Agrocybaceae
Exons: 4
Coding region: 1-3582 (1193 amino acids)
Molecular function (GO): guanyl-nucleotide exchange factor activity
Source: RefSeq, a predicted model, not a curated record
AUGCCAUUUGUGUGCUCGUUUCGCGUAGACCCUCCGCACUCAACGCCAGAACAUUCCGGACCGACCAACUAUUCCAAUAACUCGUCUACUUCACUAUUAUUGCUACAACAGUCCUCGGAGCCUUUGGAGGGCGCCUCGACAGCGAUGUCAAGAGCUCGGAACGAUUUGGCCGGAGCAAAGCCUGAAUCCAUGCUAUUAAAAUCUACCACUGAACCGCGUUCUCCCAGGAGACUCAAUAUAUGCGGCUUUUCACCUCUUCCGCCUAUCAUUGCAUCCCCCAUCUGCACACCAACACCCAGUCAAUCCUCACAGUCGCGGUCUGGGUCGUUUUUUACCACUACUGACGCCAAGGACAACACAAGCGCUGAUACAAGCGCCUCUUCUUGUUCGUCUCUUCGCGUCCUUUUGUCACCUUCAACCCCUACCUGGAUCGCAACCCCACCUACCCCACCUUCUAAAUCUGUUCGUAGAUCUAACACUUCUUCCCGAAGACGCUCGGUUUUCAAAGCACUAUCACCUUCUGCCUCAUUUCCUGCCUCAAUGCAUCCACACGGAAAUCAGAAUGUGAAGACACUUAAACGUUCGUCCUCCUUACCUACUUUUGCGUAUCAUCUCGGUCCUCUGUCUUUUUCGCCCACAAAUUUCAUGUGCGAGGAUAUUGUAGAGUGCUCCGACGCGCUUUCUACUUGGCCUGGUGAAACCCCUUUGGACGCAACAUUUUCCGUUAUUGACGGUUUUCUCGGCCCGGACAAUACCCUAAGGAGCAAAGAUCAUUCGUAUUCCAAUAUUUUUCAUCUAUCUAACGCCACUAGUCAAGGAGAGGAAGAGAGCACAGUAUGCGAAAAGAGUGGUGCAUGUACUCCAGAUGAACCUAGCCCGGAUGGAAGCUGGAGUGAUCACAGCGUUGAAGACAUCUGGGAGAUAGAAAGACACAAGGACGCUCUCCGCAAAUACCACGCACUCAAGGAACUACUAGCCACAGAAGUUGGUUAUCUCGUGGAUUUGAAGGCUUUAGUGACGGUUUACCUUCGCAACCUUCCUACGUUGGCUGUCCGACCUCUAUCCACGAGUUCGACAUUUAGCCGUGCUUCUUCAUCAUUCGCCACCGGGCCCUGGAUACACUCGUAUGCCCAGCUUCAGGCUACCGCAUUGUCUUCAUCAGCCACCCUGCCUGAUACGCAAAACAUACCAUCGUCUGCUUCUGCUUCCAUACAAACGCCUGCCAAAGUCAACCUUCGCUAUUUGUUCAGUGAUAGCGAGCUCGAAUCUUUGACAAGGAAUGCGGAAGAGAUUCUAUCAUUGCACGAGCAUUUCGUCAGGGAAUUACGCGCGAUAUUGGAUCCUUUGGGCAUCGCCGUCGACCACGUUGACGAAGAUCACGGACACCAUCAUCUUGCGAGGCUUGAUGAUGCUAUCCGCGCUGUUUCAACUAAAUUUGCAACUGAGGCGUCCCGUUUUAAUGCAUACCAAAUAUUUUGUGCUGGCCACCCAGAAGCGAUGGACAUUGUCAGAAAAGGGUUUCAACAGUUCCCUUUGGAGCUCGAAGCUUUUGAGCAUAGAUGUGCGACCAUGGUUUCCGACAUGCUCGAGGCAGGGACAAAACCACCAGCAUCAGAGCCGAAACACACUUCCUCCGUUGGCUCCGAUUCUCCUACAAAUCAGUCGCAAAGUUUGAACGUUGAUGAUCGGAAAAGAGCAAUGUCUUCCUCUUCUCUAGAUGGUGGCGUUCGAUCUUCGCGCCCCCGUUCCGGCCUUCUUAUGACAAAAGAUUCCGUGGUGUUCCCCUCGGAAUCGAAGAGGGAAAAGACCACUCCUCGUAUCGCUUUCAUGGACUACAUGAUCAAGCCCAUUCAGCGCAUCUGCAAGUACCCACUCUUGCUUGACCAACUUCUUCCUUCGAAGGCGCUUAGGACGCUGGGCCGGAAUACUGAUACUCGGUCUGAUGUUGAUGUUGUUGUGGAAAGUGCGGCGCAAGCCAUGCGCCAUGUAGCUACAUCCGUUGACGAGGCUCGCCACAGGCAAGAGAUUGCGGUCCAAUCUGCCCUUAUUCUUUCUCGUAUUUGCAUCGGGUCUGCAUCGGCCUCGCCUUCGCCUUCUGCACAACCACUUACACUAGAGUUCUUUGCUUCACUCGGCAAUUGUCUUCUUUCCGGUUCCCUUGACCUCAUGUAUCAUGACCCCAGUCGUCCCCUGGACCAGUCUUCGAGCAUCAAGGCGAAAUAUUUUGGAGCUUUUUUGUAUACAGGGGGUUAUCUGAUCUUAGUCAAAGUCUCUAAAGGGAAGAAGUACGAACCCAAGCAUUGGUUUUCACUAGUCGACUUCGAGGUUUCUGAUGUUGAAGAUGACGGAUCAUUGCUGCCUUGUUCUUUCAGACUUUCGUUCGGUGAUCGGCAUUUUGAGCUUGCGGCUGCUUGCCAACGUGAAAAAGAUGCAUGGCUUAGCUCCAUCCAUGAGUCGCUAACUCACGUUCCCACUUGGAUAAAUGAACCUACCCCUAGCUUCAAGUUUGACGACAAAGGUGAACUCCUUCCCGGGUCUGACGAUGGGAAUAUUGAGGUUCCUCAGACGGGCCUGGCUACUAUUCGAUCUAUACCAGAACUUGGCGGUCAUGCUUCAGAUGCAGAAUUCUCUGAGCCUUUUUUUGCUUCCUUGAGAGGCCACGGAAAGUCUAGGAAAAGGAGACCAGGAUACGAGACGCCUCCUCCAUCCAAGCAAGAUAUACCUCCACCCCCUAGCCGUCGGUCGUCUUCUACUUCUGUUAAAGCGAUCUUUUCGCCGAUGGGCUCCGAUAAUGAGACAGUUCUUAUUAGGCGGUCCUCGCCUGCGGCACGUCUUCAAGUGGAUCAAGAAUUGCAAGACGUUAUUUCGCAAUCCAUCUUGACAGCACGAUCGCACGCCUUCAGCCAUGAAGUUGAGUUGUUUCAAGCUCCAAAAACGACUAGGUCGGGUUUCUCUCGUUCCAAUUCGGCAAUUGGAAUGGCUGGCAUGGGAAGAUUGUCCAAGCAUGAAAGUGUUCGCGUUCCUAGGCGUAGGACCACUGAAAGUUUAGAUGGACUUCUGAACAGAGGAUCGUCUCCUUUGAACAAAUCUGCAUCAUCAUCUUCUGCCCGCAGAAAUCUCAAGAAACUCAGUCUUACGUCAAUUGAUUAUGAACUACCGUCCCUUCCGGUGGAAUCACCCUGCCCCUCUUCGCCUUCUUCCCAAGCAUCUUCACGCGUUACUUCUCUUCUAGUCGCCGACAACAAUCCUCCCGUUCUGGACGUUCCUACAACAUUCAUUUCGUCGGAGAAAUUGCCCGCGAAAUCGCGCUCAUUUGUCCGCAACGUUAGAGGAAUAUUUCACCUUCGCCCUAACUCCCCUAUGUCUGUCAUUGUCAGUCACCCCAGCCAAUCCUCCGUUCCUUUGUCUGGCCCAAUGCCUGGUCAGCCUAUGACCCACUAUAGCAUGUUACAUCGUUGGACUGUGCGCCGACGUGCGCGAAGUGUGCAUGACGAACCUAGGCCCUCCCUUACGAUGUUCGACGAUAAUAAAAAGUCAUACACUGUCACACCAUCGAGAACAAGUACUCCGUUGUCGACGUGA